CCGCCUCCGGCACAUCGGAGCAUCGGAUCGGGGAGCCAUGUCGGACGAGCUGAGCGAUCUGCUGCGGGAGUUCGAUGAGGUCGUCGAAGGCUUCGACAGAGGCCCCGCGAGUCAGUAUGAGCGGCACUUGGAGGAGCUGAAGAGGAAAGCGGGGCACAGUGUGUACGACAGCGGCAUCGAUGAGCUGGAGAGUACCAGCACAUCCCCAGCAAGCAGCUUGAACUCCAGUGAGGAAGAUCUCAACACCCACACUAGUCCUUACUCCUCUAAAGCUAAGCUUGGAGACACGCAGGAGCUGGAGGAGUUCAUUGCAGAUCUGGACAAAGUAUUAGAGGAGAUGUGAGAUGUGGUUUUGGUGGAAAGUUUGGAGAAGGAUCCACAGCAGAUACACCAAGUGCCUCCCUGAUGUACCUAAUGCUUCUGUGUCCCUGCCAUCCUGCAGCUGAGUGGGUAACAGCUCCUCUGUGCCAUGACAUGCUACUUCGUUUCAGGGAAGGACAAUCCCAGCCACAAACAUGGACUGAUCCUGCCUCGACAACUGCUUCUUGCUCCAGCAGUGGGAGAACUGGAAUGUGUUUCUGGUGCUGUGGGGUUGGGGACAGCUGCGCUUGUGCCAGUCUCACGGCACUGGCAAGCUUAGGCCUGCAUGUUCAGCUCUGCAUGUUCAUGGCACCUCCAGUCAAGGAGAAGGAGGGGCUCCCCAGACCCUGGGGCUGGGCAGGGCAAGCUUGCAUAAAGGCAGUGGGAGCCUGAGGAUGGUCCUCAACGUUAUUGUGGACACAGCCAUGGAACAGCGCUUUCAUCCUUGCUUUGGGCCUGCCACGAGAUCUGCUGAGGUCUGCUGGCUAGCAGCUGUGAAUGAUGACAUAGUCAGCUCUGCUUUAAUUGCUGGGCUUCAGUCUGCCUCCAUAUGCAGGACAGGACUCUGCUGGCACUAAGAUAUGAAACCUUCUUGGUGAGGGCAUCAGGCUAUGCUCUGAAAGAGGGACUCGUGGCUGCUGACCAAGUGGAUCUGGGGAAUUUAUCCUCUAGAUUCAACAGUGGCAUGAUGAUGAUACGGGUGAAGAUCAACUAGCAGUGCUUCACUGACACCUUGGUGUCCUCUCCUGGUUCAGGAAGUCUGUCCCUGCAGCAGUAUGUCAGACAGUGGCAGCCAUUGCUGGCCUGUUGCUUCUCUUGGGUAUCUGCAAGUAAGGCCCCUGCCUGGACCCCAAGUGCCUCUACCCUGACUUCUGCUGUCAAUACUGUAACAAUGAUGAUGUACACUGUACAGUUAAUAUAUUUUUAUGAACGGGAUUUUAA
Centrocercus urophasianus (Greater sage-grouse) is the source of this 1302-nucleotide messenger RNA. RefSeq names its product regulator of cell cycle RGCC-like. The transcript is spliced from 5 exons. NCBI's taxonomy places the organism in Eukaryota, Metazoa, Chordata, Aves, Galliformes, Phasianidae. Gene Ontology annotation, cellular component: cytoplasm. Gene Ontology annotation, molecular function: protein kinase binding; protein kinase activator activity. Gene Ontology annotation, biological process: regulation of cell cycle. Bases 38 to 343 code for a protein of 101 amino acids. The record is from RefSeq and is a predicted model, not a curated record.